AUGACUGAAGAAUAUUAUGAUAUCGUGAUUGUUGGUGCUGGGCCGUUUGGGCUCUUUUUAUCUCUCUGUUUGUCUCGGUGGGGGUAUAACGUGAAACAUAUAGAUAACCGAGUGGUCCCCACCAAAACCGGCCGAGCAGAUGGAAUACAGUCUCGUUCCAUUGAGCUGCUACGAAACCUUGGCCUGAAGAGUCAGUUGAUGGCCUACAAGCCCGCGCGAGUCUACGAUGUUGCUUUUUGGGACCCUCUCCCAGGCGGGAAGGGAAUACAUCGGACAGGGAACUGGCCCAGCUGCCCGCCAUCUAUCGACACGAGAUAUUCGUUCUCCGUUCUAUUACAUCAAGGCAGGAUCGAAAAGGUAUUCCUAGACGAGAUAGCGAAGUGUGGAACGACAGUAACUCGACCAAGUACGAUCGUCGGUUUCCGGAACGACGGAGCUGACCCGAUCUAUCCUGUGUCGGUUACCUUGAAGGGCCUGGACACGAACGUUGAACAGACCGUGCGGACAAAAUAUUUGGUUGGUGCCGAAGGUUCUCGAAGUUUUGUAAGGGAGAAACUAGGCAUCAGGAUGCAGCAUAAGGACCCCAUCGCUCAUGUGUGGGGUGUUAUGGAUGGAGUCAUCCGGACUAACUUCCCGGAUAUCAGGACAAAAUGUACUAUCCAUGCUGAUAGUGGCUCAGUCAUGGUAAUCCCAAGAGAAGAUAAUAUGGUUCGCCUAUAUACCCAGAUUUCUUCGUCAACAGAUCCGGACUGGGAUCCUAAACGAACAGCUACAGUCAAGCAAGUGCAAGAGGCCGUGAAGCAGGCAUUCAAGCCCUAUCAUAUUACCUGGGAUACAGUGGAAUGGUAUUCUACAUACCCCAUAGGGCAGGGUCUCGCAGAGAAAUACAGUUUGGACCAGCGUAUAUUCAUCGGCGGAGACGCGUGCCAUACCCACAGUCCCAAGGCUGGCCAAGGGAUGAACGCUGGCUUCCAUGAUGCAUUGAAUCUGGCGUGGAAGAUCCAUCUUGUCGAGGCUGGAUUCGCUAAUCGCUCAAUUCUGGAAACUUAUGAAGGGGAACGGAAGUUCAUAGCUCAACAACUCCUUGACUUCGAUGCCAAGUAUGCGAAGUUGUUUUCCCAGCGACUAUCCUCGAUCGAACCUGGCUCGAAAGAAGCCAAUGAGUUUACCGAGCUGCAUAAAUCAGCAGCCGACUUCACCAGUGGUCAUGGCAUCGUAUAUCCUCGAAACGUCUUCAAUCAAGGCCAUAACCACCGAGCCAAAUCACCGCUAUUUAUCGAGAGUGGAAAAGGGCUAUUGACUGGCCGUGCUUUCCCUCCGGCUACCGUUACUCGCCACUCCGACGCGUAUCAUAUAGCCCUCGAGCAAGCAAUCCCUAUGAACGGAUCGUUCCGAAUUUUUAUCUAUGCCGGAAACCCCAAUAAAUCCAGAGCUGCCUUGGCCGAUUUUUGUCGGAAUCUCGAGGAACCAUCCAGUUUCUAUUCCUCAUACGCGACACCGGAACUUUUGCCUGAUCCAUACUUUGAGCAGCAUAACCCUCAUUCGCGAUUUUUCACUCUUGCCGUAAUAUUUAUGGCGGAGAAGAAUGACAUCGACGUUUCGAGGCUGCCACCCCUUCUCAAAGCAUACCGUCACCAUAUCUACGUUGAUGGCAUCAUCCACAAGAAAUCCUCCGAUGAAACGGGUUCUGCUCACAGAAAGGCCGGAUUUGAUGCUGAUAAGGCCGGUGUUGUUGUUGUACGCCCUGAUGGACAUGUUGCCUGCUCAGUCCAACUGGAAAGAGGGAGUGGCAGUGUCGACGCUCUAGACAAAUAUUUUGCUACGUUUACGUCGAGAGCGUUCAAUAGAAACCUCAUGACUGCAAAUUUAUGA
This is a messenger RNA of Arthroderma uncinatum, 1872 nucleotides long. Its product is annotated as phenol 2-monooxygenase. Lineage: Eukaryota; Fungi; Ascomycota; Eurotiomycetes; Onygenales; Arthrodermataceae. Gene Ontology annotation, molecular function: FAD binding. The record is from RefSeq and is a predicted model, not a curated record. The transcript is spliced from 3 exons. The coding region runs from base 1 to 1872 and encodes 623 amino acids.